ACAAGCUCGCACGCACGAGUUCAACAGUUUAUUCAUACACCUGUACAUAGAUAUCUGGAGGUUCAUUAUUCCACUCAACUCAUUCUACAACUGAAAAAAGUAUGUCAAAACAAAAAUAUGUAUUUACUACCAAAAAUGGAGGUCUGCUGCAUGACCCCCCCCCCCCCCUUUCCAAUGAAUAUUGCUAAUCGUUUUUUAACUAUAGAUAUGAUUAUAUUUGUACAAAAGGCAAUCUAAUUAAAAUUAAAUGUUAGAUCCGCUCGCGUAUGUAUGCGAGUACGUGAGCGGAUCUAACAUCUAAUUUUAAAUUUGAUUGUACAAAAGGCCGAAUUCAAUACAAAAAGGGAUAUAAUAAAAGAUCUAUACAUUGUUUGCAGAUUCCAAUUUUUAAAUGAAAGGAAAUCUUUACGUCUGACGUAAAUGUUAGAAAAACUACCCAACAUAAACUAGGUCAAACCAAACUUUAAAACUGUAUAUUUACUCAAGCGAUAACACGUAGAUAGUGUAUACAGGCUGACACGCCGCACAGGAAGGACUAGACGGAAGGUCGAAAUAACAGUGCGGGCAUGUUGGAUUUUCAGUAAACUUCCCGUGUGACCCCGCCAUCAGAAAUGCAUCCCCGGCGCAGUGCUCAGGAAGUCCUACUGUGUGACCUCUGUAAAACUGCCCCCCUACAGAGUCACUGUGAACUUUGUAAUAUAAAUCUCUGUGUUAACUGUGCAGGAAAGCAUGUCUCAGACUCGUCUAAAAGACACAAUGUCGUGCCCUUUUUACACAGAAAGUCUACUAACUACCACAAAUGUCCAGACCACGCCGAUAAACAUUGUGAAAUUUACUGUGAAAAAUGUGGCGUUCCUGUCUGUUCUACCUGCGCCUUAUUUGGAAAACACAAAGGUCACGAUGUGUCAGAUAUUCUGGAAAAACUCAGCACUAAGAAAGAAAGUUUACAAAAAGAUUUAGAAGAAUUCGAGACCAGAAUUUACCCGCGAUAUGAAGAAAUGGCGUCCGAUGUCCAAACUGAGAAAGCCGAGUUGGAAACGAAAUACAGAAAAAUGACAACAGCCGCCGAUCAACAAGGAGAAAUCUUACACCGGGAGAUUACCGCCAUUGUCAACAAGAGGAAAUCCGACAUUGCGGAGAUGAAAAACAAACACCUGGCCGCUCUCAAUAAAAAUACAGAUGAAAUUACAAACCGGAUUACAGAACUCAGACAGAUCAUUCAGGACCUGAAGAAAAUACUGGACUCCAAUGACGUCUCCUUAACCUCAUCUUACAAAUCUAGGAAUUCCGAAUUUAGAACAUUACCGCCUAAAGUUCGAGUCACAUUACCGAGUUUCUCUCCUCAGAAAAUAAACAAAGAUCAGCUCAAUGAAAUGUUCGGUUCUCUGUCGCCAUUAUCCAUCAACACAGAACAUGGUGACACAAUGAAAUCAGCAGAAGCUGUAUCGUCUCCUCCAGUCAAACCAUUACUUGAUGAACCGCGCCUCACCGCCACCAUAGACACUGGGUAUAGACUACUAUACAGUGUUAGCUGUCUGAGUGAAGAUCAAGUCUGGACACGCGGGGAUAACGAAACCAUGAAGCUCCUCAACCUCCGGGGUAAACUACUGACAUCAAUAAAAACCAAGUCAGGGAACGCACCAGAGGACAUAGCAGUGACACGGGACGGAGAUCUUGUUUAUACUGACAAUAUCACUAGAACUAUAAACUUAGUUAAGAAUAAACAGAUACAGACCGUGAUCACACUACAGGGGUGGAGACCUCUCUAUGUCUGCUGUACCGCCUCUAACCAUCUCCUGGUUACCAUGGUCAGUGAUGAUCUCAAACAAUCCAAAGUCGUGCGUUACUCCGGCUCCAUAGAGAAACAAAGCAUUCAGUUUGAUGAUCAGGGUCGUCCUCUCUACUCAUCUGGUGGUUAUAAUGACAUUAAAUACCUCAGUGAGAACAGGAACCUGGAUAUCUGUGUGGCUGACUGUAGAGCUAGAGCAGUAGUGGUGGUCAAUCAGUCAGGAAAACUCCGAUUUAGAUACACUGGUCAUCCCUCUAAUACCGAGCUAUCAUUUAAUCCAGUCGGCAUCACUACAGACAGCCAGAGUCACAUCCUGACAGCAGACUGUGACAAUGACCGUAUCCACAUCCUAGAUCAGGACGGACAGUUCCUCCGCUACAUUCACUGUGGUUUAUUCGGUCCAUACGGUUUAUGUGUGGACAUCAGAGACAACCUCUUUGUGGCUAAUGGAGAUAAUAAAGUGAAGAAAAUUCAAUAUCUAUAAACACAGUGUUAAUUACACAUCUCAGCACGGUGUUAAUUACAGCUCUUCACAGUGUUAAUUACACAGCUCAAUAUACUGUAAUUUACAGAACUGUGUUAAUUCCUUCUACUUGUUAAUUACAGCCCCGUGUUAAUUACAGUCCUGUGUACAUUACAGUCCUCUGUUUGUGAUGUGUAACAUGUACUUGUGUUUGUGAGUUUAACAGAACAUUAUUUUGUUUGUGAAUUAAUUUGUGUUUGAUUUUACAAUGUAUAUAUUAGAUAAACAUGAUACAGAG
This is a messenger RNA of Ostrea edulis (European flat oyster), 2550 nucleotides long. RefSeq names its product E3 ubiquitin-protein ligase Midline-1-like. Gene Ontology annotation, molecular function: protein binding; zinc ion binding. The record is from RefSeq and is a predicted model, not a curated record. The coding region runs from base 612 to 2273 and encodes 553 amino acids. The transcript is spliced from 2 exons. Lineage: Eukaryota; Metazoa; Mollusca; Bivalvia; Ostreida; Ostreidae.